GGUGAAUGGUCAAGCCAAAAAGGACUAAAGAAUAGACAAUCUCCCCCCACCCCUCAAAAAAGAUUUAUAAUCCAUCCAGUGCUCUCUUCUGUCACACGCAAUUUCAAUUUUUAUGCUUAGUGUGUGCAACUGUGUGUUUCUUAUUUAAAACAGAACAGAAGAACAGAACAGAUUCUUCUUUUCUAACAAUCUCUUAUUAUUAUUUCCCAAAAGGGAAAAAAGUAGAUAGAGACAGGAGUAAAAUGGAGAGAGAUGGUGGUGGUGGUGAUAAGGUAGCAUCAAAGUUCAAAAGGAUUUGUGUUUUUUGUGGGAGUAGUCAAGGCAAGAAGACCAGUUAUCAAGAUGCUGCUAUUGAGCUUGGAAAAGAAUUGGUUUCAAGAAACAUUGAUCUGGUGUAUGGAGGAGGUAGCAUUGGACUAAUGGGAUUGAUCUCACAAGCUGUUCAUGAGGGUGGUCGCCAUGUUAUUGGGGUUAUUCCCAAGACCCUCAUGCCUAGAGAGUUGACUGGUGAGACUGUAGGAGAGGUGAAAGCAGUGGCAGAUAUGCACCAAAGGAAAGCAGAAAUGGCAAAGCAUUCUGAUGCUUUUAUUGCUUUACCAGGUGGAUAUGGCACUCUUGAAGAGCUACUUGAAGUGAUCACAUGGGCGCAACUUGGCAUUCAUGAUAAACCGGUUGGUUUGUUGAAUGUGGAUGGAUACUAUAACUCGUUACUGACGUUCAUUGAUAAAGCAGUCGAGGAAGGGUUCAUAAGCCCAAGUGCUCGUCAUAUCAUCGUGUUGGCACCAACCGCUAAGGUUUUGGUUAGAAAACUUGAGGAGUAUGUGCCUUGCCAUGAAAGAGUGGCUUCAAAGUUGAGCUGGGAGAUGGAGCAACAACUUGGGUACAAUGAGUAUGAUAUUUCUAGGUGAGGUGAUGGGUCAAAAUCAAAUCAUAUGGGUUGGGUCUUUUUCUUUUUUCUUUUGGAUGACGGAAUUUGUGGUUACUAACUUUGAAAGGGGUUUUGCUUUGAUUAGAAUCUUGGUGUGAAGGGGAUUAAUCUUCUUCUUUUUUGUAAAUUAUUGACUCAGAAAUGAUGUGGGAAACUCUCACUAAUUUCUUCUCCUUUCCCAUGCAACUUCAGUUCCUUUUGUAAUAUAAAAGUAUUAGAUGCAAGGGGAUCAAUGUUAUGAAA
Messenger RNA from Helianthus annuus (common sunflower), 1171 nucleotides. Its product is annotated as cytokinin riboside 5'-monophosphate phosphoribohydrolase LOG3. The record is from RefSeq and is a predicted model, not a curated record. Gene Ontology annotation, biological process: cytokinin biosynthetic process. Gene Ontology annotation, cellular component: cytosol; nucleus. NCBI's taxonomy places the organism in Eukaryota, Viridiplantae, Streptophyta, Magnoliopsida, Asterales, Asteraceae. Gene Ontology annotation, molecular function: hydrolase activity, hydrolyzing N-glycosyl compounds. The transcript is spliced from 7 exons. Bases 243 to 908 code for a protein of 221 amino acids.